UUCCUCUGCCUCCGUAUCACUCAGUCCAUCUCUCAAGUGUGAGCAAGUGAGCGGCGUGAGGAGUCCUCGGCUGUAUGACUCAGGCUCAGGGGCAAAGGAGAUCACCAAUGGAGUGCUUCAACAGCCUCCUCCUCAAACUACGGGAGGUCCACGAGCGAGAAGUGGAGGGGUGGCAGGUGAAAAUCCAAGAGCUUUCCAACAAGAAGGGCUGUGAUACAAAGCGAAUGGAGGAGCUGUUCACCAAAAACCAGCAGAUGAAAGAACAGCAGAGAUUACUCACCGAAAACAUUAAGACUCUGGAAAACAGGUUAAGAGCGGGGCUGUGUGACAGAUGUACAGUAACUCAGGAGGUAGCCAAGAGAAGACAGCAGGAAUUUGAAGCCUCGCAGAUACAGAGCCUCCAGCACAUCUCUCUUCUGGCGGGAGAGAUGAACAACCUGAAAAAGGAAAACAGGAAACUAAGAGAUGAGCUAAGGAAUGUAAGAGCAUCACUUGACAGAGGUCAAAGCGACCACUCCUCGAAUAGCAGCAUCACCGCAGAGGUCAAAGUAAACAGCUCCCCUGACCUUUCACCCCCUUCGGGACCUGUGGCCCUCAUCACUAUGGCAACCAGCAGGGCCGGUAACCAGCCAGCAGAUGGCAAUGUUGCAGUGAAAGCUGAGGUAGAGCAAAGAACUGAAGAAUCUGAACACAGACAGCUCAGAGGGAUGAGCAGAAGCCACUUUGAGUCAUACAAGCCUCUUUCCUGGAAGACAGAGCAUAGUGUAACCCAUGUUGGAGAAAGGAGAGCUCAGACUGUUGAAGGACUGGACCAGCGACCUUCCACUCAUCCUCAGGCUCUCCUCCUUAAGAAUUCUUCUUCCUCAAACAGCAGAGAGGUGAACCCUAGCAGACAUGUGCUCCAUGCUCCUGUCCCCUGCCGUCCUCAACCGAUCAAGAGCAGCCAUGUUACUCUCCCCUGGCCCCUACCUGAGUCCUCUGACUGGGUCACUGAGGCUGCAGGGACCAGCCUGGGGGUGCAACCUUCCACCAAACCAAACCUGCCACGCUUUCCCAACCUGAUCCCAACAAGCCAAUAUGCCAGUUCCAGAGGGCCAAUGUUUGGGUCUCCCUGGCACAAACAGAACUUCUCCCAGCCCCUUUCCAAAGAGCCAACUGUGGUGUUCAGGUUGAGAAGUCCAUCAGAGCAGAUGGAGAGUCAAAGUAAACUGCAGGAGAAAAAGGAGCUUCCACCAACCAAGACUGAGGUGGUCGCUGGGGAAAGGCUUAGAGAGGCGUACGAGGGGCCUCUGGACCUAUCUGAUCGAGGAAAAGCCAAAUCAAGCCAAACGCCAAGAGAUGAUUCACCUUUAGCCUUACAAGGUGGGGAGAAAGCACAGAGGAGCCCUGACAAGGAUGGGAAGGCACUUGGACCAAUAUCAACACCCUGUCCGGCUGCCCCUGACUCAUCCUCCCUUACCUCACCAAUCAAACAACAAGAGGAAGAGUCUAUCAGCGACCGUAACCACAAGGUAAUCACAGAUCAAGAGCAGGAAGAGGAGGUGAUUGAAAAGAUGGAACAAAGCAACGGGAAAAAGGUGCCUGUCCUCACAAUAUCAUUACGUCCAGCAGUAGUGGUGCUGGAGACUCUGAAUCCGGCGAUGCAAGAAUCCUUAUCAUCAAAUGGCAAGUCGUCGUCACCAGCAGUUGAGCGGGGAGGCAGCUCAGACGAGCAGGAUGACAAGGAGAGUGUUUCAGGACUAGAAGGCAGCCAGGGCUGCAAGAGGAAGAGGGCAUCAGUGGAGACGGAAACUGAUAGAGACUCUGAGUCAGACAACAUCCACCAGGAGAGGAAGAUCAAAAUCACAGUCAGAGCUGAGGAGAAGAGCUCUUGCUAAAGAGUGUGAUCUCAUGUUGACUUGGUGAUGUCACUCAAACCUGCAUCAAGUGAUUGUUUUAGCCACCUGGGGGCAGCACAGCAACCUGUAAACACUUAGGCCCAUUUCACACAGCAGCGCGUACGUCAGCAGUGCUGAACGUGUUGUUUUUUAAUUCGGCGCCCAUGUUAUCAAGUUAGAGCAUCCACACUGCCCGCCUAAGCAGCGUUUGUCAGCUGCGUCUCAGCUGCAGCACAUCUAGAGAAACGGUGGCUCGAAGAUUUUUUCUGCAUGAUGCACAGGUUUGUCAGCAGAAAUAAACAGUGAAAAUGGUGUUUUCAUGAUUAAAUUGACUCUAGAACACCUUUUACUGCAGUUUAAAAGUCUCUCUCUGUCACAGAGAUGAGGAAAUACAAAAACAUCUGUUUUACUGCAAC
Messenger RNA from Plectropomus leopardus (leopard coralgrouper), 2293 nucleotides. RefSeq names its product RBBP8 N-terminal like (gene rbbp8nl). Lineage: Eukaryota; Metazoa; Chordata; Actinopteri; Perciformes; Serranidae. Gene Ontology annotation, molecular function: damaged DNA binding. Gene Ontology annotation, biological process: DNA double-strand break processing involved in repair via single-strand annealing. The record is from RefSeq and is a predicted model, not a curated record.